Messenger RNA from Folsomia candida, 1360 nucleotides. RefSeq lists its product as uncharacterized. Lineage: Eukaryota; Metazoa; Arthropoda; Collembola; Entomobryomorpha; Isotomidae. The transcript has 7 exons. The record is from RefSeq and is a predicted model, not a curated record. The coding region runs from base 124 to 1260 and encodes 378 amino acids.
AUGCAGAUUGGUACUACUGAGGAUGAGUUACUUAAUUAAUCAAUUAGUGUCUGUCUACAUUUAAUCGGGCAAAGGAAUUUCUUUCUAUCUCUCCCAAUAAUCCGGAAACUCGAGUGAGAAAAAAUGCGUUUUUUGUUUCUCGUCAUUUUGGGAUUUCAGACAAUAAGUUCCGGGUUUGCGAAAAAAUCGCUUCUUUCCUCAGAGAAGAACAAAGAUAAAGGCGACCCUGGUGUGCUACUCGCUGAAAGCGGAAAGGUUCGCCCUGGCAGAGAUACAUAUCGAUAUUAUGGAACAGGAAGUAAAGGUAGUUCCAGCUCACUUUUGCCCACAUCCCCAUCGAAAGGUCAUUUUUACUCGAGUGAUGCGUACGGCUAUGGGACCCCCAUGAAACAAGUUGGCAGUGGUGGUCUAAAGAAGGGAGCUUCAAUUCAAGAUUAUCUCCAAUUGGUCGACGCCAUUGAAGAACUCCCCCCAGAUUUUGGAGAAAUGGCAGCUGCGAGUGGAUAUGGCAGCGGUGGUGGUGGUGGUUAUGGUCAUGGGCAUUCAGGGAAAGGGUGCAACAAUGCAUUGGGGUUAUUGGGUGUGCUGGGCUUGGCUGCCUACUUGCAGAAUAUUCUCAAUCAAAUGGCCGCACAAGCAGCCAACAACCAAACCAGAAUUCGUAUAGGACGGUCAGUUAGUGAAACUGAAAGUGAUAACGCUCAUCCAGACCUUGUAACCACUACUGAUGCCUUAAACCCCAAUAUUGUCGCAAAGCUUUUCCCAGUGUUGUCCGUUGUGGCACAUGCGAGAGAUAAGCUUAUCCCGGUUAAUUGCACGUUUCGAGCAAUCUGUGGAGCCAACAAGAUGCUAGUGGACAAGUUUGGAGAUGUUGGACGAUCUGUUGCUGCACUGAUAAGCACUGAAAUGGGGAAAAUGCUAAUUAAUUCAGAACCAAGGCGAGGUCCUAUCACUUUAAAAAGAGUAAACAAAGUUGCUCAGUUGGGGAGGAGUGGUUUUCCAUGUGACAUCCUCUUUAAAGACUGCGAGGCAUUAUCCUUCCUUCCAAGAUAUGUUUUACCACCAUCUGGAGGAUACAUUCCUGUGGACCAUCCACUACUUCGAAAAUCCGGAGUGGUCGAUUUAUUAGGCCCACUGCAAUACCCCAUUCAUUCAAGGGGUCCACCCCCGAAAUCGUUUUUAUUUUCUGACCAGAACACCAACGAAACAAUUUACAAAAGAAUAGAUGACAAUCAUAACGACUUGGUCCGGGGUCAGUAGUACAUCAUAUUUAAUUAUUUACUUAAUAAUACUAUAUGCUAGUAAUUAGUGUGUAAGUCUUUUUACAAAUAAAGUAUAAAUUUAUUUUCCUCUGUCCACA